Molecule: messenger RNA, 1127 nt
Organism: Epinephelus fuscoguttatus (brown-marbled grouper)
Lineage: Eukaryota; Metazoa; Chordata; Actinopteri; Perciformes; Serranidae
Gene: psme2
Product: proteasome activator subunit 2
Exons: 11
Coding region: 171-908 (245 amino acids)
Biological process (GO): regulation of G1/S transition of mitotic cell cycle; positive regulation of endopeptidase activity; regulation of proteasomal protein catabolic process
Cellular component (GO): proteasome activator complex; nucleoplasm; cytoplasm
Molecular function (GO): endopeptidase activator activity
Source: RefSeq, a predicted model, not a curated record
GCAAACUGCAUCAUCCGACAUGAAAUCGAAAGCAAACUUGCUAAGGAAAUAAAACAUCCUCGCGACUUGCGAGCCAUAUUGUCCUCAGCUGAACCUGUACACCUCUGACUUCAUCUGAAAACUUGAACGGACUGAUUUAUUUGUCCUUAGCUUAAAAAGUCUGCUCAGCCAUGUCAGCGACAUCAACCCUGAAAAUAAGCGCGGCGAAUGUGGGGAAGGUGGAAAACUUCCGCAAUUCCCUGCAUCGUGAGGCAGAGAAUCUGUUCUCCAACUUCAUCCCCAUGAAGAUUGUACAGCUGGAUGCUCUGCUCAAGGAUGAAGUCCUCAGUAUCACAGACAUGUCCUUACUCAAGGCACCUCUGGACAUCCCCAUUCCAGACCCUCCUACCCCAGAGGACGAGGAAAUGGAGACGGAUAAGAAUGAUGAAGAUGAAAAGAAAAAGAAGAAAGCUCCAAAAUGUGGCUUCAUUAAGGGGAAUGAGAAGAUAAUGGCGCUUCUAGAGAAGGUGAAACCAGAGAUCUUUGCCAUGAGAGAGACCAUGAUCACUGUCUCCUGCUGGAUUCAGCACCUCAUCCCCAAAAUAGAAGAUGGAAAUGACUUUGGAGUUGCCAUCCAGGAGAAAAUCCUGGAGAGGAUCACUGCAGUUAGGACCAAAGUUGACACUUUUCAGGGCAACAUCAACAAAUACAUAUCAGAGAGGGGGGAUGCUGUUGGAAAAGCCUCCAAAGAGACUCAUGUGAUGGAUUACCGCUCGCUGGUCCACGACAAGGACGAGGCCAUCUACUCUGAGAUCAGAGUGAUCAUUCUUGACAUUCGCGGCUUCUACACUGAGCUUUUCGACAUCCUCACCAAGAAUAUGGAAAAGGUGACCAACCCUAAAGGAGAGGAGAAACCUUCCAUGUACUGAAGGACAGAUUCUGCAUUCAUAUUCAACAUCAAUCAACUCUCUCUGUGUUCAGUAAUGCUGCAUGUGCAUUACUUAAUUUCUUAAAUCUUCUGAUAAGUAACUGGAUCAGGGUUUAUCACUGCUGUUGUAUGACACUUUGGUUUUGUACCGACACUUGCACUAAAAGUUGUACAACUAUGAGUUUGAGAAACGAAAUAAAGGAAAGCCUGUUUUUUCAAA